GCGUUGUUUUCCCAUAUCUAUAUCAGUUUCUGCUUCCACUGACUGCACUCUGCAAACCUGAAAACUCUCACACAGAGAGAGAGAGAGAGAGAGAGAGAGAGAGAGAGAUGGGACACCAUUCAUGCUGCAACAAGCAGAAGGUGAAGAGAGGGUUGUGGUCGCCUGAGGAAGACGAGAAACUCAUCAACUACAUUUCUACCUACGGCCAUGGCUGUUGGAGCUCAGUUCCCAGGCUUGCUGGGUUGCAGAGAUGUGGGAAAAGCUGCAGACUGAGGUGGAUAAAUUACCUAAGACCUGACCUCAAACGUGGGAGCUUUUCUCCCCAGGAAGCUGCUCUUAUCAUCGAACUCCACUUAAUUCUAGGCAACAGGUGGGCUCAGAUAGCGAAGUAUCUUCCAGGAAGAACAGACAAUGAAGUUAAGAACUUCUGGAAUUCAAGCAUCAAGAAGAAGAUAAUCUCUCGCGCUUGCUUCUCUGAUCAUCUAUCCGCCAUUAUUUCCAGCAAUAUCCCUGCAGACCCAAACACCGCUCCUUUUGAUCAUCAAACCCUCUUUUCUCUAAACCCUAGUUACAAUAAUAAUGUCAUCCUGGAUCAGGCUGGGAUCAUUUCUGCAGGAACAUCAUCGUCAUCUCCGUCCUCGUUCUUGCAGGCUGCUCAGAUGAUGGAUCAGAAUGGGAAUUUGGUGCUUCCUGUGAUGCCCUCUGCGCCGCCGCCGUCUGAUCCGGCGGCGGCGGCGUGGUUUCUUGGACAGCAGCCUCAGAAUCUCGAGCAUAAUUACUCCAUUUUCAGUGCUGCUGCUAAUAAUGAUCAUAUCGCCCCGCCGGAUUUCGAUAUGAUGUUGUUCCCUGCUAUGCCGAAGCUUUGCGAGAUGAUAAAGGCCGGCGGGGAUGCCGGCGAAAAUAUGCCCAUUGCGUCAUCCUCCUCCUCUUCUUCUUCCUCUGCGGUGGUCGCUGCCGCCGCACACGGCGGCGAUCUGGUUUUCCCGGCUAGCAGUCUCCCAUGUUACCCUUCUGGGUGCAAUGCACGUGACUUGCAGGUGGCGGCAGGGUAUGAAAUGGAGCAAACUGAUACAAUAAUCUUGCCAUCCUUUCCCCUACCACCACCACCGUCAUCAUUAUCGCCGCCGUUAUCAUUGUCGCCGGUGUCGUAUUCCGGGCAGUCAGGCAAUCAGCUUAUUAUUACAUAUCAAUCUUAGUACGUUCUCCACCUAAUCAUGGUAUGCAUGGUGUGAUGGGAUGAUUAAAGAUGGAAUCUUUUUGAACUUUUUGUUAUAUAUUAUUAAUUGGGAAAUAUAAUCUGGGAACCUAGAUGUUUCCACUUUGGGUUGUGUAGUAAUUUUAAUAAUGAAUAAUGGAUGCAUAAGGAUGUAUGUUCCAUAAUCAAUAUUGAUGAAGCAAAUUAA
Molecule: messenger RNA, 1403 nt
Organism: Ipomoea nil (Japanese morning glory)
Lineage: Eukaryota; Viridiplantae; Streptophyta; Magnoliopsida; Solanales; Convolvulaceae
Product: myb-related protein 330-like
Exons: 3
Coding region: 108-1196 (362 amino acids)
Source: RefSeq, a predicted model, not a curated record